UGAGACUCCGUAGCCAGGCGAAGGUGGUGUCCAGACAGGGGUCUCCUCCAAGCAGACUCAAUUUUUAUCACAAGCCACCGUUGGCCCUGUGGGUGUGUGACCUUUGACUGGUCCCUGUGCCCCAGCAAGUUCCUCUUUGACUAAUCAUCAGCAGUAAUUGUCCCCUUAGGCUAACUUCCUGUCCUGAACUGUUUAUAAAUCUGCCCUGUGUCACUGGGGAUGAGAUGUACAGGAGCAGAGGAAGUGAUGCCUUCCCAGGAAUCUGGGUACCUGGCUUCCUCAUUUCUCUCAGGUGCCCCUGAAAUGAGGGACGUGAUAAGAUCUUUGUCAUGAGGAAGGGUUUUCUGUCACUCCUUUCCUGUACUUGGGACCUGAUUGCAGCAUCCUGUGCCGUAGGUGUGGUUCUGGAUGAGUCUGCUCCAUCUGAGGUGUGCAUGGUAUGAAAAUACAGGAUGAAUGGCAACAGGAGGUGAUUCCCAAGUGACGGUGACAGGCAGUAGCCAGAGUACCCGUCUCAGUCUUGCUGUGUCUCAGGAGCUGCUCUGAAUGGUGUGACCUCAGCCCAAGUACUGCCUUCCAGGUUUCAGAGCCCACUGUCUCUGGCAUCCUGCCACCCUCUCUGCGUUGACAUCUCUCCGGUCUGCUGACUUCAGUUGCUCUCCUUCAGUGCUGCUGGUGGCAUGUGAGUGCCACGUCUGCCGAGAAACCAACUUGCUGUUUGAAAGCUUUCCAGGGACACAGGCUUCAUUUGUGGCUGUAAUGACCCUUCAGCGUGAGUGGAUGCCAGGGGCCUCCAGAAUUAAACUUGUUCCAGGCGUCAUGCAAGGACCCGUGCUGGUGCGCAUGUCCUCGUGGGGAGAACAAUAAUAGCUCCACAUACGGUAGGCUCCUCUGAGUGCCAACUCCCUCGAUCUCCUCCAAUGCAGGCUCAGGGAUGGACUCCACCUUGUCCGUCUGAAGAGACUCUGCAUGCUCUCAGCAGCCAGGAGGGGAUUCUGCUGCCAGAUUCUCCACAAGCUGCCCCACGGCAGGACUUGCUCAGUGGCAGCCCGGGAAGGGAUCUGUUCCUGCAGUCGUGUUACUGCCGAGCCCACCACACGCCCAUGGACAAACCAGUGUGUGUGCACCAUCUCCUCUGAGCUCUUUGGGCUGCACCGUCUGAACUCACCUGAGCUCCUGGCAGACUGUUGGCUUGUUUACCCAAGUGCUCUCCCUGAUCCUGUUGCAUUCUCUCUCUCAGAGCCCCAAAAGGGUGUGAACUUUGGAAUGGGGUCUCUGAGCAGGCUGCAGACUCGGUGCAUGUGUGAGACUGUUGCUGAGUAACAGGAGGACUGGUUCAUUGCUGCAAGCAGCCCUUCUGUCUGGCUGCAGGGCACCAGCCUUGCCUGGGCCCUUCACCAUGUUCCUCCUGCUCCCCUUUGACAGCCUAGUGGUUAAUCUCUUGGGGAUUUCCAUAACUGUCCUCUUCACUCUGCUUCUGGUUUUCAUCAUCGUGCCAGCAAUUUUUGGAGUCUCCUUUGGCAUCCGCAAGGUUUACAUGAAAACUUUAUUAAAGAUUUUUCAGUGGGCAACACUGAGAAUAGAGCGUGGUGCCAAGGAGAAGAACCAUCCGUUGUACAAGCCGUAUGUCAAUGGUAUCAUUGCAAAGGAGCCAACAUCACUGGAGGAGGAGAUCAAGGAGAUCCGCCGGAGUGGCAGUGGCAAAGCCCUGGACACCCCUGAAUUUGAGCUCUCAGAUAUCUUCUAUUUCUGCCGCAAAGGCAUCGAGACCAUCAUGGAUGAUGAAGUGACCAAGAGGUUCUCAGCUGAAGAGCUGGAGUCCUGGAACCUGCUCAGCAGGACCAACUACAACUUCCAGUAUAUCAGCCUGCGCCUCACUGUGCUCUGGGGACUCGGUGUGCUCAUCCGCUACUGCUUCCUUCUGCCCCUCAGGAUAGCCCUGGCCUUUACUGGCAUCAGCUUGUUGGUGACUGGUACCACAGUGGUGGGAUAUUUGCCAAAUGGAAGGUGUAAGGACUUCCUGAGCAAACAUGUCCACCUGAUGUGUUACCGGAUCUGCGUGCGUGCCCUCACAGCCAUCAUCACCUACCACGACCGAGAAAACAGACCCCGAAAUGGAGGCAUCUGUGUGGCCAAUCACACCUCCCCCAUUGAUGUGAUCAUCUUGGCCAGUGAUGGCUACUAUGCGAUGGUGGGUCAGAUCCAUGGAGGGCUCAUGGGUGUGAUACAGAGAGCCAUGGUGAAAGCUUGUCCCCAUGUCUGGUUCGAACGUUCUGAGGUCAAAGAUCGUCACCUCGUCGCCAGAAGGCUCACAGAACAUGCCCAGGACAAAAGCAAAUUGCCCAUUCUUAUUUUUCCAGAAGGAACAUGCAUCAACAACACAUCUGUGAUGAUGUUCAAAAAGGGGAGCUUUGAAAUUGGAGCCACAGUUUACCCUGUAGCCAUCAAGUAUGACCCACAGUUUGGAGAUGCCUUUUGGAACAGCAGCAAAUAUGGCAUGGUGACCUACCUCCUCAGGAUGAUGACCAGCUGGGCCAUCGUCUGCAGUGUCUGGUACUUGCCCCCAAUGACCAGGCAGCCUGAAGAGGACGCAGUGCAGUUUGCCAAUCGAGUGAAGUCAGCCAUUGCCAGGCAGGGGGGCCUUGUGGAUCUGCUCUGGGAUGGAGGACUGAAAAGGGAGAAGGUGAAAGACGCGUUCAAGGAGGAGCAACAGAAACUCUACAGCAAAAUGAUUGUAGGCAGCCAUGAAGACCGGAGCCGCUCCUGAGUCUGCUGCCUCCAGCACUGCCACCGGGGCUGGUCAAAGCCCUCUGCCUCCAGCACCAGCCAGGGCUUGUCUGGAGCAACUCCGAAUCUUUGGACUUGGGCUACUCCAGAGCUGCUUGGACUCGCUCUUUCAUCCUCUGGUUGUUGUUUCCUGGAGGCACUGUUACUGCCUGGAGUCUUUAGGCCCUUGGCAGCUCAUGGCAAAGAUGCCUUCUCGUUACUGUUACAGUGAAGCCCCUUGCAGGGGCAAUAUUAAAUGAAACUCUUACAGUG
Corvus hawaiiensis (hawaiian crow) is the source of this 3039-nucleotide messenger RNA. RefSeq names its product glycerol-3-phosphate acyltransferase 4 (gene GPAT4). The transcript has 12 exons. Gene Ontology annotation, biological process: triglyceride biosynthetic process. The record is from RefSeq and is a predicted model, not a curated record. Lineage: Eukaryota; Metazoa; Chordata; Aves; Passeriformes; Corvidae. Bases 1400 to 2767 code for a protein of 455 amino acids. Gene Ontology annotation, molecular function: glycerol-3-phosphate O-acyltransferase activity. Gene Ontology annotation, cellular component: endoplasmic reticulum.